Molecule: messenger RNA, 846 nt
Organism: Schistocerca gregaria
Lineage: Eukaryota; Metazoa; Arthropoda; Insecta; Orthoptera; Acrididae
Exons: 3
Coding region: 1-846 (281 amino acids)
Source: RefSeq, a predicted model, not a curated record
AUGGAUAAAGAUAAUGAGGAAAGAUUGGAAGCGGUGGAUAAAGAUAGUAAGGAAAGAUUGGAGGCAGUGGUUAAGGGAAAUAAAGAGGCAAUGAGGAAGCUGCGUCUGCCCGCUGUUAAUAAUCGGUUAGAUGAGGGGGAGAAGAAUCUGGGCGCGUUGAAGCAAAAUUGGAGGCUUCACGGAUUCCGCCACAUCAGCCCACGACUCCAACGAUGGCCCUCAGCUCCUCGCAACCCCACCACGGUCGCCUCGCCUGCCGUCGUCGAAGUCGUUGCUGCCAAUCCGGUUACCUGCACGGGACAGGCGCCUCUCGCCACCAUCAAGGCGGCGGCGUCGCCGCCGCCGCCGCCGCCGCCGUGUUCCUCCGUUUUGCCGGUGCCGAUGGCAGCUGAGACUGCCGUCACGCAGUCGCCGCCGCCGCCGCCGCCGCCGCCGCCGCCUGUUCAUCCGAGUAUACCCAGUGGCGGGGCGAGGAAAACACCCCGUGGGAAACCAGCCCAGGCCGCGCACCAUCACAGGGUAUUCUCGGAUGAGGAGGCAGAGCAACGACCUCUAUGGGCCAGGGCGGUGGCGGCGGCGACGGCCGGGGGUGUUGACGUGGCGACAGCGAGAGGCGCCCGACCGAUGCUGGUCACUGGACCGGCAGCGGUGACGGCGACGACGGCAGGCGACACCGCGGCGGGCCCGCGAGCAGCAGAGGCGCCGUCAGUGGAGUCGUGGGCUGAGGCGGCGGAAUCCGUGAAGCCUCCAAUUCUGCCGGAAAACAACCAGCGGCAGAAAACCGAGGACGGCACCAACGGAUCUGGUUUCGGUGUCGCUUGUCACUGCUGGAGGCACCUGAAAUGA